Molecule: messenger RNA, 231 nt
Organism: Cladophialophora psammophila CBS 110553
Lineage: Eukaryota; Fungi; Ascomycota; Eurotiomycetes; Chaetothyriales; Herpotrichiellaceae
Product: F-type H+-transporting ATPase subunit epsilon
Exons: 3
Coding region: 1-231 (76 amino acids)
Biological process (GO): proton motive force-driven mitochondrial ATP synthesis
Cellular component (GO): mitochondrial inner membrane
Molecular function (GO): proton-transporting ATP synthase activity, rotational mechanism
Source: RefSeq, a predicted model, not a curated record
AUGGCUUUCGAAUGGAAAGCGGCUGGCCUCACCUACAACCGAUACCUCGCCAUCGCCGCUCGAGUCGUCCGCAGAUCGCUGAAAGAAGGCCCCAGACUACAAGCUGAGAGGAGAGGCGAUAUGGACUUGAGAUUCGCGAAGUGGCAGAAUGGCAAACAGGGAGAAAACAACAGCCUGGGUGCUGCGAAUGCUGACGCUAUGGCCGAACACGCUGCCGGGGAAGCAAAAUAG